Molecule: messenger RNA, 3605 nt
Organism: Oncorhynchus masou masou (cherry salmon)
Lineage: Eukaryota; Metazoa; Chordata; Actinopteri; Salmoniformes; Salmonidae
Gene: mrtfba
Product: myocardin related transcription factor Ba
Exons: 15
Coding region: 495-3539 (1014 amino acids)
Biological process (GO): positive regulation of transcription by RNA polymerase II; smooth muscle cell differentiation
Cellular component (GO): nucleus
Molecular function (GO): transcription coactivator activity
Source: RefSeq, a predicted model, not a curated record
CGAACAUAUCAGCAGGAGCCAUUUUAUUCCGCGAAUGAAACUUCCGAUUUCCUAAAAAACACAAGACAUUCUUCUCGACAUCAAUUGCAGUGUGUCGUUGAAUCGAAUGGUAAACCUUUUCAUACGGCAAUGCGAAGGAAUUGGAACACCCCUUCAUCCCAUCGUCACAAAGACUGCAGCAUGCUGUUGCUAUAGCAACCGUCGCUUGCCGCUGCAGUCCCGGUGUUUCUUUGCAAUACCUGUUUUUUGUCUCAGGUAGCCUGUAUGCUUUGGUACUUUGGCAACUGGUCUGUCUCCAUGGCUUAGUGUGCUGUAGCAGUUGGACCCAGGCAGAAGUCUCUCUUCUCCUUCAGCCCCUCUUCCAGUGGUGAUGGGGGGGGGGAAAAAUAUCCUAUUCUCUCUUCCCAUGCAGAGAUCAUCGUGACAUCACACCGGGACGGUAACUGCCCCUGCUGGUUACUAGGAAGCCCCCUGAUUUCACUCCCCCUGUGGAGAUGGAGCCCCAGGGGCUGCCCAGAACAGAGGGGGAUUAUGAGAUGUUGGGUCUGCUGGUGCCCAGUCCCCAGAGUGAGGCGGUCACCCAUGAGCUGGAGGAGCUGACCCUACAGCCCAGCAACAACCUGCCCCCCCUCAACGAACGCAAGAACGUCCUUCAGCUGAGGCUACAGCAGAGACGCACCCGUGAGCAGCUGGUAGACCAGGGCAUCAUGCCUCCUCUAAAGAGCCCAGCGGCAUUUCAUGAGCAGAUACGCAGUCUGGAGAGAGCCAGGACUGAAAACUUCCUGAAACACAAGAUCCGCAGCCGACCAGAGAGAUCUGAACUGGUCAGAAUGCACAUCCUUAAGGAGACUGGGGCAGAGCCCUCCCUGCAAGCCACCCAGAUGAAGCUGAAGAGGGCCAGGCUGGCUGACGACCUGAAUGAGAAGCUGGCCCAGCGCCCCGGCCCCAUGGAACUGGUAGAAAAGAACAUUCUGCCUGUAGAACCCAGCGUCAAGGAGGCCAUCAUUGUAAACUACCCCAAAGCGCUGGACACGUACGGGUUUGAUGAGGACAGCGGGGACGCCCUGUCUCCAGAGCAGCCGGCCAGCCAUGAGUCCAAGGCCUCCACACCCUCCCCUGGGGAACCUCGGACCCUAGAGGCCCCCUGCCCACCACCGCUGCCCACAAUCACCAACAACCACACAAUCCUACAGGUAGGACAUCCCUUUCCUGUUGUCACCCAGGCAACGGCAGACUUCCUCAAAGCUCACUCCACCCAAGAGCUGCCAGUCAGUCGCCCAGCACCCGCGUCUCAGCCUAUCAUCACUGUCGUUCCUUCAAAGCCAGGGCCCACCCUAGUGAAACAGAGCCAGCCCAAACAGCCGGGAGAGAGGAAUCGCAGUAAGAAGGGCAAGGACCCAAAGCCCCGGGUCAAGAAGUUAAAGUACCACCAGUAUGUCCCCCCAGACCAGAAACAGGAGGCCAGCGAUGCCCCCAUGGACUCAUCCUACGCAAAGAUCCUCCACCAGCAGCAACUCUUCCUCCAGCUGCAGAUCCUCAACCAACAGCAGCAGCAGCACUACAACUACCACACCAUCCUCCCAGCACCCUUAAAACCUGUAGCUGAGGGUCAGAACAGCGGUGUGAGCGGCCUGCCAACCUCUAUAGUGCUGUCCCUGCCUCCUGCCCCCCAUGUCACUGUCCCUCCUCCCACCCUUGUCCGUCCCAACAACAGCCUAUCCAACCGCAAGCCUGGCCACCUGCCUCCUAACCUGGAGGACAUGAAGGUGGCCGAGUUGAAACUGGAGCUGAAAUUGCGAAGCCUCCCUGUCUCAGGGACCAAAACUGAUCUCAUCGAGAGGCUGAAGCCCUACCAAGAGAGUCCCAGCACCCCGGCCCCUACCACAAUCCCAAACCCCGGCCCUAAAACCCUCCCCUCAGUUCCCAUAGAGGUUGGCUCAUCCCCUGCACUUCUACCUGCCCACCAGGUGGCACCAGAGAGCAUGAGCGCUACAGCCCCAGUGUCCCCAAUCCCCACAGAUCUCGCCACCUUCAGAGACGACGGAGGGAUGCCCAGGGUAUCCAAGCUCCUUUGCGACCCCCAGAGGGUGAGCCUCUGUCGGACAGGUGCGGGGAUGUCCCACCUUGGCCUGGGUGUUGUCCCGGAGGAGAAGGACCGGCGGCUCCAUGAGAAGGAACGUCAGAUCGAGGAGCUGAUGAGGAAGCUGGAGCAGGAGCAGAUGCUGGUGGAGGAGCUCAAGAUGCAGCUGGGGGUGGAGAAGAAGACCCAGCCCCUCCAGGGACCCUCAGACCCCGUCCCCAUGAUCCAGACCUUCAACGCAGUCAAAAUGGAAGGCAGGAUCCUUCCUAACUGCUCAGCCAUGAUUAACUCAACCCUGGCCCCCCAGACUCUCCCCACUGUGGUGAAGGUAGAGGAUGUCAUUUGUAACUCCAGACCCCAUUCCCAGCCCAAUCCAGCCCCCAGUCUGCCCCAGUUUUUCAUCAGCCACCAGGGGAGAGUGUCCCAGGUUCUAGGCCAGCCUGUUUCUCAGACCCUACUCACGGCCCAGGAUGGCUCUACUCAGAUCCUCCUUCCUGUCCUCCAGGCUACGUUGUCAAAUCAGGCCCCAGGUCUGAUGCAAGCCUCCAUCUCCCAGCUGCAUACCACCAAGAUGGAGACAACUAAUCACAACCACAUUUUGCAGACUGUUACAGUUUGUAACGGCUCUGGGAUGGUGGAGAACCAGACUAUGCCCGACAUGCCUCCCCAGUGUUUCCUGAGCAGCUCCCCAGAUAACAGGCUCUCUCCCCGUGGGGUUUCACCCAGCCACAACCUUUCCAAUGGGCCUGUUAACAAGUCCCCCUCUCCAUCCCAGCCCACCUUCAUCCUCCACCCCUCCUCCCUCGUUACCCAGCCCCCCAAGACCAGGGAGCCCCCUCGCUACGAGGAUGCAGUUAAACAGACCCGCAACCUGCAGCAGGCCAACAACCUCACACAGGUCUCCACAGCAACCAGCCAGCAGAUGGACGACCUGUUUGACAUCCUGAUUCAGAGUGGAGAGAUCACUCCAUUCAUCCAGCAGGACCUGUCUUCUCUAAGCACUAAGACUGUCCCUGUCACAGCCAACAUCACUACCCUCCCUGUCAACACCGCCCUGUUCAGAACCCCUCCACAGAUCCAGGUUGCUCCCCCUCCCACCCCUCCCCUCAACCCCCUGCUCCUCCCCAGCCUGGCCUCCGACAACCAGCUGGAGGCCUUCCUGGAGGGGACUCUGAACAACCCGUCCCCAACCACGGAUCCCCGCACCCUGGGUCUGAUAGAGGAGUUGCAGUCCCAGCUCCUGGAUCAACCCUACUCCCCAAUGGACACCUCAGAGCUGUCCUUCUGCGACUCCACGUCUCCCCCUUCCUCCCUCAACAUGGGCUUGUCCGACACAGUCCUGGACAACAUGGAGUGGCUGGAUCUAACCAUGCCGUCCGACUCCGCUGGGGGGCUCACACCCCUGGGGAUUCCUUCAGACUUCCUGGAUACACACGACCUGCAGCUGCACUGGGACUGAGGGAGAAGGGGGGAAGGAAGGAAGGAAGGAAGGAAGGAAGGAAGGAAGGAAGGAAGGAAGGAAGGA